AGCUCACUUCUCGCCGGUUGUCACCGCACAUCACCUAAAAAAUGGCGCCCGCGUGGCAAGAAGUUGACCACGCUCGAAUAGAAAAACGGUGCGAGCUUGUGCUAACCGGCGCGGAAAUAUCGAAAAAGAUCGAAGAGGAAUCUUUCGAUGUCUCCGUGUACACUCUUUUUCACCUCAAUUUUUUAGAGGUAAGCCAUACGUGUCUGACGGCGAUGCCCGAUGGCAUCGCUCGUCUUGUCAACCUCACCCGACUUGCGCUGAAUGCGAACCAGCUUUCAAAGUUACCUCCCGAUUUGGGCAAACUCCGCAAGCUGAAGUUCCUCGACGUCUCAAGCAACUUUCUCGAGGAACUACCUGUCGAGCUGUCCAACCUCGGAGAACUGCAAAGCUUCAAUGUGAGCAACAACCGGCUCACGACGUUCCCCGACGAGUUUGCAAAGCUGACGCGCCUCAUUGUGUUCAACUUUUCCAGGAAUCAGCUUGAGGAAUUUCCCUCAUUUCUUUCUGGGGAGACCCGGUUCGAACAACUGUCCGAGCUUAUAGCCAACAGCAACCGCAUAGAAACGCUGCCGGGCAAGCUAUCCAACACCCUGCCGUCGCUCAAAUUGUUCGAUCUCGCUAGCAACUCUGUGAAGCAGGUUCCAGGCGAAAUUGGAGACAUAGGCAAGCUUAAGGAGCUCCUCCUGAAGGAUAAUCCGCUGAGUGACAAGCGCCUGAAGAAGUUGGUCGAACAGUGUCACUACAAGCAAGUCCUAGAAUACGUCAAAAGCCACUGUCCGCGAGAGUCGAAAGGCACGGGACAGGACAAGUCCGGUGCGUCCAAGAAAGGAAAGAAGAAAGGAACCAGUGCGCCCGUCGACGUCCAGGAGGUCCAGAAUGCCUUCGAAGUGCUCCAACUGAGUUCCCAGAGCCCCACGGUGAUAGUCACCGACGCUGUGCAAGAGGUGAGGCCUUACAUCGUCUGCUGCAUCAUCCGGAACGUCUAUCUUGACCGAGACAACCGACUUCGCAAGUUUCUUGCUCUCCAGAACAAAUUACACGAUACAAUUUGUGUGAAGCGAUCCGAGGCUACGAUAGCUACUCACGACCUUACGAAAAUAACUGGGAAUGUCUACUACGAUGCCAUUGAGCCUGACAAGCUAAAGCUUAUACCACUGGGAAGAAAGCAGGAGGUGAGCGGCAAAGAGCUGUAUCGGCAGAUGACGGAGGAAGCAGAUGCCCUGCGCAAGGAGAAGAAGCGAAGCACCUACCCGGGAAUAUACAAGUACUUGUACCUGCUCAAGGACAAGGCCCUGUACCCUUUCCUGAGAGAUGAAUCGAAGCUGGUCAUCUCCUUCCCACCAAUGACAAACAGCGACGGAACGAGGAUCUGUGAGCAGACGCGGGAUGUGUUUGCGGAAGUGACCGGCAACAACCUUCCGUUCUGCAAGAAGGUGAUGGACGCCCUGUUAGCCGAAAGCCUUCAGCUCGGCCUAGGUAACGAGGAGACUCUCUCAGAGGCGGGAAGUACUGGUGACAGUGGCGCCAACACACAUAGGCUUCAGUUGGAGAAGGUCAAAGUAGUGGACAAGGACGGAAACCUGCGUGUUGUGUACCCUUCCAAGACAGACCUCGCCUGCCCGGGAAUCGUUGUCGAGCAGCGGUCCGAGUGAAGUCGAUCACGCAUUUUUUGGGGGAGGGGCGGGGGGCUUUACUGCUGCUGUUCCAGAAAUGGACUGGUGUGACGUUCCUGGUGCCCUGUGGGCAUCUGGCUAUUAAAAAUGAUAGCAAGCAAAACAGAGGUUCACUGAAAGCUCAAGUCUUAUUAAAAUGAUAACAGUGGUCAAACAAGGGCUGUCGCUGGAGCUGCGACGAGGGUGCUUCUCUAUGGACAUUCCUUGCCCAAACCAUGUUAAAAAUUGGGAUUUUUAAAGGGACACUAGAGGAAAAUAUUAAGUGGAGUUACAUCAACGGAUUAUUCGUCUAGAAGUCUAUCACAGUUUUUAUUGUGCCAAUGCGUGACCUUGGUGUGUUUGGAAUCGCUACCACCCUUGCUCCUCAAUGAACCUUUCCCAGAAAUGCACAAGUACCGUUAGUGCCGGCCGCACUGCUGAUAGUUAGGCACAAGGCAUUGUUGGAAAAGGGUCCAUUUCUGAAAAGUCCACUUGAAUCACCUGUGCCAAAACAGAUGAGUUGAAUUAAUCCCCACAUGACCUCCCUCUCUGCUGCUCUCUCUAAAUCAGCCAGUGCUGAUUUCACAGGAGGUACCGUGGUCCAAAAUAGAUGGCACCACAUUAACUUUCCAUUUUUUUCCAUUUUCUCAUUUACAAAAGCACUGUUCUUGAUAUGAGUGAUGAGUUCAUUAUUACACAAGCCUAAUUUUUCUAUCUAGCUCAAGUUAACAUUUUCUUUUAGCACCCCUUUAAAGAUUUUGCUGGCUCAUCAUAGUGCUACAUGCAGACUGAAGAAAGAUCGCAAUGCCUGAGGCCAAAAGAACAUGGUUGUAUUGUCCGUGGCAUGAGAUUCGGGAUUUUUGCGCCGACGGGGAGAGGAAAGAGAGGAUUGGAUGUUUUGGGUGACUUAUGCUUUUGGUGUACAGCCAUGAUGUCAGGGUGUGUAGCAGAGGUUAGGAAGGUGGGCAGGGUGAAGUGGGACCGUGGGUGGGUGAAGUGGGUGAAGUAGCACCAGAGUAGCGCUUCAGUGCUAGAACAUUUCCUGGAAUUUUCAUAGUUCCUGUAACACCCACCAAACAAAAAGAAAUCAGGUUGGUGCGGGCUGCAGGCAUCCCCAGAAAUGGUGGCUAGGCUACUGCACGGAAUGCUGAAAGUUACAUGGCAGUGCUUGGCUGUCUGCAGUUCCAAAAACAAACAUCUUUGCAGCGAAAGCCAUAGUAUGCUGCCUUUCAAUAUACAGGAGAACCUUGUUGAUAGUUUCCUGUUUGUUGUGUUUGCCCAGCUUUUACGCCCUGAAGCGCAGGUCCUGUUUAGUUCCCACAGCAUGGUGUGCAUUAGCUUUUUUAGCAUGGUGUGUAUUAGCAUUUUAUGUUUCCCUUCGUGGUUGUUAUGUCCAAAAACUACAGCAGCCCACCACUGACAUCGUCAGCGGGGCUUAUGUUAACUGCCACGUGGCUUUUGAUACCUUGUACAAUUACUGAGACACGCACGGCUGCAUCGAAACUGAAAAAGUGGCCGUUAUUAUCGAGCAUUUGACACACACGCAACAUAAAAAUUGCAAGCUUCAUUUUGUGUGAUUCAUGGCUACGAAUGCUCAUAGAAAGUCUUUAACAUUCACUCUAACUGCUAGGCAGCAACAGUGAGUUUUAUAUAGUAGGCUUUUAACUGUUUGCUAGCUUCAAAUAAAGUUGUGUGUGAUGAUAGCUGUUUGCCUCAUCUGUAGUGCUGCCACAGCAUUACCAGAUGUUACGUUUUUCUGGAUCACUUUUCUCAUAGUCCCCCUAAGAAUCUAAACGGGGUUCUACAGUACUUAUAUGUAGCAUUCAGCAGCGCUGUAAGCCAGGUUCACUGGCACAUUAUUUUUCUAUUUAAUUGUAGAGCACAGCUCUUAGGCACUUUUUGCUGCGUUGAGCAUGGGCAUAACCGAGCAAUUGAACACAACCAAGGAUUAAGGAGUGAAUGCGGAGCGUAGCAAGGGAUGAAAGACGGCGAUAGCAAAGAGAGCCCAAGGAAGAAGGCAGAGGAGGAGGGUGCAGCAUAACCGUGAGACGAAACGCCGAGAAGGGUAUGGCGAAAGCGUGAGAAGAAAAGCAUAGUUAGACGCAAGAUGUGUUCUGCGGCGACGAUCGCUACGAGGUGGCACCAGAGUAGCGCUUGUCAUCUGUUCACCGGUGACUCCAUUGAUAAGGCAUGUGACGAGCACGUCCACCGAUGCCAUGUAUGGAAACAAAGCGCUGCAUGAACGGAAGUCUGUCUGCUGCAGCUGCUGUGAAUCACGCCCACACACUGCCUCUUGUGAUCUCCCGAUUAGCGAGGCAGUCGCACCACACUUCGUUCCGUUUGCAACAUGCCGCACGUGACACGUUGUCCAUGCCAGCCAAUAUAUCGCGAAACGAACAUUCAAAUUUCGCAUUAGGGAGUAUUAUAAUCGUUGGUUAAUUCUUUUAUUAUGGAUUUUAUGCAAAGUAAAAAGAGAAACUGAACCACUUCUGUCUGCUUUUUGUACUGUACAGAUACCUUAAUGUUUCUUUGUAUAUUCUAAGAUAUAGAACAAGAAAGUCCAGCAUGAGAACUAUCAUCAUAGUUGUACCUAUAUAGCUGAGUGGAGAAGCCUGCAUUUGAAAUUUCUGGUGUCAUCUUCUCCACAGUGCUGCCAGGUCACGUUUACAAGUUCUGUCUAUAUGUGAUGCCCGCUUUUUUAUGGGAUUAAUACACACUAGUUUUAAUACAAGCAAUGAAUGUCUCAAGCUUGUGUGUAUUCCGGCUGUCAAAAGUAGUAUUUCAUGGUGACUGGGCCAGAAUAUUGGUUAUACUGUGCUCACAAAAUGAAAUGUGACAGGAAAACUGCAUAGAACUCUCUAUACAUGGAAUCACUCGAUAGUACCAUGUCCACCUGCUGUGGUUGCUUAGUGGCUCUGGUGUUGGGCUGCUAAGCACGAGGUUGCGGGAUCGAAUUCCAGCCAUGGGGGCGAAAUGCAAAAACACCCAUGUGCUUAGAUUUAGGUGCUCAUUAAAGAAACCAGGUGGCACAUAUUAUUCCGGAAUGGCGUGUCUCAUAAUCAGAUUGUGGUUUUGGCACGUAAAAUCCCUUAAUUUAAUUUUUAAUAGUACCACAUCCUGUCAUAAUGAAUUGCUAAAGGUGGCACGAACUCUGAUCCAAGUGCACGAUUUGAAAUUACGCCGACGUCACAAGAACUGCAGACACUGGUAACAAAAGUAUGCAUAUUAGUUUGCAGUAAAUUGAUGUAUUUCAUUCUGUGAGCACUGUAAGUGGCUUGGGCAGCGCAAUGCAAAUUUGCUUAGAAAGGCAUGGGUCAGGCAGAAAUGGACAUGCAUUUCACUUUUUGGCAUCAGUGGAAGUACCUGCCUUAAACUUUAAGUACGCUGAAAGAUAGGAUGCUUCUUUCACAGAGUGACAGCCUUAAAGAAAGAUCAGAAGUUGUGCUUUUCAGCAUAGUGGUGACACUGUCUGGAAAAGGAAUGACACUGAUCACUAAUUCAAGAAUUAUGGGUUGAAUGUUGGCAGAUGUACAAACAAUUUUUGAAACUGCAUAGGCACAUUGAACACAAACAAGCUGCUCACACUCAUUGUCUGAGAAGUGUUUCAGGAAAACCGCUUCCUUCCUCCAUUAAAAGUUGUCUGCCUGCACAAUUUACGGUGUGUCGAACCACAUUUGCCAUGCCAAAGACUGUGGAGGACAGGCAGUGAUGCCAUUUAGACUUGCAAUAGCUUCAGAUUUUUAGUCAUUCAAAAGAUAGUUGGAUCAAAUUUUCAGUUAAGUUAAACUUCAUUGCAGCCACUAUAGCUGCUAAAUGAAGGCAUUUUCUGCAGCUUACGACAUAUAAAGCAGGCCUUAUGCAUAUUUCCCUUGACACUAGCUGAUUGCAGUAAUUAAAUUCAUUCUUGGUUUCUGUGGAAUAUACCUGCCAUGGCAGUUCUGCAUGAUGCUUUUAUUGGUUCUUUGCUGUGUAUAAUUUUAGCUCUUCUGGGCCCAUAUCUACGCAAGUCUUGUUUUGUAAAUGCCUUUUGCGACUGGCCAUUGACACAGUGCUUGUAACCACACCAAUCGCAAUCCUGAGUGGCAGGAAACUCCAACACCAUCCAAUCAAGAAAUUCUUUUUAAGACCAACUGCAAUGAAAUGUCAGACUGUGUAGUAAGUUUAGUUUCAGAUAGUCUAUUAUAUAGCGCUACUUCCACUAGCAAUUUGUUGACUAAAGCACAAGUGGGUGCAUCACAAAGACAUUUCAUUCUCUUUCUUUUUUUUUUUAAGUAUUCGUAUCAAAACUGUCUAAAGGUUUGCUGGAAAUUAUGCAGAACCUAGACCAUUGAGAACUUCUGUGGCUUUUGGGCAUGGCCUCCAAGAUUGCGGCACCGACGACAUGCUGAAAAUCUGCUAACCUCCAUAUGUACUUGUCACCUGUUUACACGAGACAAUUAGACAGUUACCAGCCUUGCAGCAUUGCCAAUAUUGAUUAAAUGGUGCAUUCUGAGCACUUAUAAUCAGUUUAGCCAAAGUGAACUUUCAGUGCAGUUGACUUUCAAGUAAGAGACGUCUUUUGUAUAAAGGCUCUGUUGUACACAUCAUUUGUAUUGCGGAAAGGGUAGACGGAAAGACACCAGGGGCUGCUUUCUUAAAUGGUCGCUUUUGGGAUUAUACAUUCAACUAUGCGAGAUUUUGCACGACUAGCACCAAACACGUUGGCAUCUGUGAGUGACAGUAUUCUCGGCACAGAGCCUAGGAUACUAUUACCUGUGUAUGCUGAUGCUUCCAGUGAGCAUCACGACAAGUGAUCAUCCAAGAGCACCACCUCAGGGAUAGGUGCUUUUUCAUGCGUACUUAAUUGUUUGCCAUUCCUUGAAUCAGUGUAAAAAGUGAGUAGAGCUGGAAUAAGAAAAAUGGUGCGUUUGCAGAAGGCUAUGGUAAUGGCACAACCACGUGGCUGCUAAAUAUUCCUUUCUGUAUGCACUGGGCGAUCAAGAUUGUUGUGGUAUUUCUUCAAAGCCAAAAUGCAAUUGCCCUUUUGCAAGUGGAACAACUUGUGUUGAACUAAGAAAGGCAGCUGAUCUGCAUGUUUUGCAUUGAUGAGGGCUUUGAAAUGGACUACUGCUUUUACUGAACUGUGAAAAAGUGAACCUUAAUUUAUUGAAUGUUUUAGAGUGCCACUCAUCUUUGUUCUUGCGAAGCACUGUUGAUUGAAGAAAUAAAAAUGAAACACUUGCAUUGUA
Molecule: messenger RNA, 6880 nt
Organism: Dermacentor andersoni
Lineage: Eukaryota; Metazoa; Arthropoda; Arachnida; Ixodida; Ixodidae
Product: leucine-rich repeat-containing protein 47-like
Biological process (GO): phenylalanyl-tRNA aminoacylation
Molecular function (GO): phenylalanine-tRNA ligase activity; RNA binding; protein binding
Source: RefSeq, a predicted model, not a curated record